Messenger RNA from Ostrea edulis (European flat oyster), 1056 nucleotides. RefSeq lists its product as uncharacterized. The coding region runs from base 1 to 1056 and encodes 351 amino acids. The transcript has 6 exons. Lineage: Eukaryota; Metazoa; Mollusca; Bivalvia; Ostreida; Ostreidae. The record is from RefSeq and is a predicted model, not a curated record.
AUGCGUUCUACAUUUCAUUUGGUGUGGCUGUUGAAUGGUUUAGUUGUGAUAUCAGAUGCUCAGACAGUGAAUCUUGGAGUCUGCUCAAAUGAAGGCGACCCUCUACAAUGCUGUCGUAAUUACAAACUACGUGGUGAUUCAUGUGAAGAAUGUUGGCCAGGCACCUUUGGCAUAGAUUGUAAGGAGGACUGUCCUGACGGGUUCUAUGGACCUUUAUGUGCAGAAGUCUGUAAUUGUUCUUCAUGCGACAAAGUCUCUGGGUGUCAUUCUUCAACUCAGACUGAUAAGGAUAUCAAUUUUAUUUCAGAGAAUUCCAAUAAUGAGAGCGUUAUCAUUGGUUCAUCAUUGGCAGGAAGUCUUACUUUCAUAAUAGUUAUCGUCAUCUACUGCAAAAAGAGCAGAAACAGAACCUUAAUGACUCCAGAUUCAUUGAUUCAAAAAGGCGGAUUACAAGUCAGUACGAUACCAUUGAAUCGAUUCCCUCAACUCAGUCCAUCUUCCAGUAACGAAGCUAAUAGUGGCGAUCCAGAAUCAACAUUUCACGGCGGGAAGUUUGAACCGUUAGAACCUCAAAUGUGUUGUCAGCAAAAUGAUUUUACUGAUAAUUCGAUAAGUUCAAAAGAGAAUAGUCAUGCUAAGCUGUUGUCAUCAGACAGUGUGUACUGUCAUAUGAACAUGGAAGUCGACCAUUACGACAUAAUAGAUUUGCCAUUCGAUAGUAGUCAGGAAACUGAUGAAGACUUCUACUCUCCACACAGUUCAAACAGUUGUUGCAAUAAUACAGACUCGGGGUGUUCAUCGAAAAACAGCGAAAAUGGAUCUUUAUUGUCCGUAAAGCAGUGCAGCGAAACUCUAAACAAAAAUUCACAAACAGCAGAUAUAUUUGGAACCCAUGACAUCCGCGAAAUAGGACAUUUUAAAACUGGUAUGAUGAAGAAAAAUGGAAUUUCAUCAGUAAAGGUGAAGAUAGAAGCAAUGCACUUAGAAGAAUUGUCAAGAAAAUUGCGUAACUUUCAACAGUACCCUGAAGAUACCGAAUUCAAUGAUUUGGUGUAG